AUGAUAGACGUAAACCCAAGCGAAGCUGAAAUAAAUGAAAUUUCUCCUCCAGCAGCACUUAAUCUGCUUUCUAGCAUGUUUUCAUUACUAAACCCUCAAAGUGAAACUGCAGAAUUCGGUUUUUUCCCAACCCUCGAUCUUCCUAAGCUUGACUUUUUCAAAUUGGAAGAGCUCGAAAGAUCCGAAGCGAUGCAGCUCAGUGAACUCCAAAGCCAAGGGCUUGAAUCCUUAGGCUCAGAGGUAGAAGAAAGAAGAUGCACUCAUACUGAUAGAAAAAUUUAUGCACGGAAUAUGUGCAAUCAUUGCUACAGAAUGUUCGGCCAAAAUAAAAUGGCUUGAACUUGUCCUCAUAGAGAUCGCCAGCACUAUGCCAAGGGAAGAUGCCAACUUUGCUAUUUGAAAGAGUAUCACCGAUCCCGAGUCUUUGGAAGAAGACGAAAGCCAAAAAGCAAAAUCAAUUAA
This is a messenger RNA of Blepharisma stoltei, 462 nucleotides long. Lineage: Eukaryota; Ciliophora; Heterotrichea; Heterotrichida; Blepharismidae. The record is from the annotation of a GenBank genome assembly.